This is a messenger RNA of Anoplopoma fimbria (sablefish), 4284 nucleotides long. RefSeq names its product HUWE1 associated protein modifying stress responses a (gene hapstr1a). Bases 166 to 1038 code for a protein of 290 amino acids. The transcript has 5 exons. Lineage: Eukaryota; Metazoa; Chordata; Actinopteri; Perciformes; Anoplopomatidae. The record is from RefSeq and is a predicted model, not a curated record.
UCCUCACAGAUGGUGGCAGAGAGUGUCCAACGCUAAAUCAUAGUGCGAAAUAUUAAAAACAGAAAACAUUAUUCAUGGAUUUAUUCACAUAAUUAUUUAUUCAGUGUCCAGGUAGUCAUAUAUUAACACAUUAAAAGCUCAUUAACUUGAGUGUUGGUGCAUUAAAUGGAGGAGAAGAAGGAAGACGGGGACUCGGAGAUACAGGAACACGGACCCGAGCACUGGUUCUCAAAAUGGGAGCGGCAGUGUCUGUCCGAGGCGGAGCAGAGGGAGCCGAGCGAGGAGGAGGCCGACCCGGACCAGGACAAGCUGUGGCACCUCUUCCAGAACUCCGCCACCGCCGUGGCUCAGCUCUACAAAGACAGAGUAUGCCAUCAGCAGGGUCUGUCAUUGUGGGUGCCAUUUCAAAACUCUGCAACAGCAGUGACCAACCUCUACAAAGAGAGUGCGGAGGCCCAUCAGAGAAGCUUUGAUCGGGGCAUCCAGAUAGGCCACCAACGCCGUAAUAAGGACAUGUUGGCCUGGGUGAAGAAGCGCCGGAGAACCAUCCGUAGGGAGGAUCUUAUCAGCUUUCUGUGCGGCAAAGCACCGCCACACAGGAGUAGCAGGGCCAACCCCCGGCUGGCCAUGGUGGCCCCCAGCCGAGCAAAUUCACCAGCUGAGACUGGCUCAUCUGUGGAAACAGACCUCCAGCCCUUCAGGGAGGCCAUAGCACUGCAUGGUUUGAGUGGAGCCAUGGCGAGUAUCAGUGUGCGCUCUGGUGCUCCAGGGUCUCCCACACACGUGAGUGGGAGCAGCAGCAACGGAGGCGCUGCCGGUGUAGGCGGUUCCUCCGGCUCGGGGCCGGUGUGCCGCAGCAGGCGCAACGGGCUCCAAGACGUCGACCUGAACACUUUCAUCUCGGAAGAGAUGGCACUGCAUCUGGACUCUACAGGCUCCGCCUCUGCCGGAGGGGGAGGGACCAGGAAACGAAACUCCACCCAGUGUAGUGACGUCAUCACAGACUCCCCUACACACAAACGCAACAGGAUGAUCUGAUCUGCUGCCUGCCUAUGUAUGUGUGUGUGAGGGGGUGGGGGAAAAGCCUUCAAAGCCAAGGCUAGGAGAAAGGGGGAUGGAUGGGCUUAUGUGGGACAGACGGACAGACACACAGACAUUCGGAUGCCUCGCUGUGCAAAAGAACCCGGGCUGAAAAUGAAAACAGGGACUGAAGAUCUCGGUGUAUUCAAACGUUGAAUGAAUUCUAUUCCUUGUCUCCUUUCCCCACACUAUUACUACAAAUCACUGAACUGCAAAUCAGAACACCUGACGUGUGUGUGUGUGUGUGUGUGUGUUUGUCACUGGGAGCUCUGGACGACAUCAAACGCUCUUCAGACAUCGCCUCCCUGGACAGGAGACAACGAAGGAAGUCACCAACUCAUGCUGGGGUGCAGAGAGUCCUCUAAAGGGGCGAAAAUGCACCGUGCUGCUCGACAAGCCACUUGAUCCUUGACACAUGUGUGCCCUUCCCUCCCUCAACCUCACUCAUCCUCACCCACCACCUUAAUAAGGAAGUGAGGGCCAUGAUCAAAUCGUCUCACUCAACGAACCGAGUUGCACGCCAAAUGUUGGACCCAACUCUUGUCAGAGACUCGCCUCUGCGUCAAACAACCCACCUGUUCUUUCUGUUUCUUCAUCAUUGCAGCUCUCAGUUGACGUUGUCCGUCGGCGGUGGAGCUAACUCGCCCAGUAGGAGAACAUCUGUGGCAUCAUCCUGCAUCCCGCUUGUAGCCAGUUCUCUGGCUACUAGGUUGAUGGCUUAUGACUUUAUUCUCUGCUAACUACUCUGCUUCAACAGUGGCUUAAUUUAGUUCAGCCAGUUGCCCUUUUUUGUUUUUAGUUCUUCAACCACCAGUGUUAAAAUUCUAGGUUUGUUGCCACUGUUUGCAGCAGUGAUAGCCAAGUUGAUUUGCGUUUUUUUCUCCACCUUGUUUUAUUUUGUUUUGUUGUUGAGGAUAAUGGAAAAGGAAAAAUAAUUUUUCUUUGCGUAUACAGCUUGUCAGACGGCCCGUCUGCUGACUGCCCUCUCCCCCCUCUACCCUCGUCUUAUUACGAAAGCAGCUGCUGUUUUAUGUGAUCUUGUGAUUAUUCUGAUGAGUUGCAAUAAGGAUUUUUUGCACUUAGCUUUCACCUCUAACUCAUGCAAACAAAUCGGCUCUUCCAUUGUAUCCCAGUUGUAGCCUCAUCCAGCCCACACAUUACUCACAUGGUUGCUGCUUAGAGAAGGUAAACACUUGGUAAUGACUAGAAAUGGAGCCCUCACGCUCACCUCUGGUUCCAACAGCUCUUCGAAAGUAUUUGAUCACGUUGUAGAGUGUUUCCUGCGUGUGAGCUUUACUUGUAUUCAAAGACUCCGAGUCGUUCCCUGUCUGACAAAUGAUUUAAUUUAUCUUCAGAUAUUCGGUGCUGUAAAGGAGGCAUAAAUCAAAGAAAUGUUUACAAAGGUAGCGUUUCUCAACAGACCCACUAAGCAUGGCAGCCGGUGCUCACAAGGCGCUGGAGUAUUUGGAUAGAGUGUCUGAUUUGGGGUGUCGGCACACCGUCGGCUUUCUGUUAAAGGGGUGUGUGCAUUAAUAAGACGUGGAUGAGUUUGGUUCUACUUGGUACAGGAUGAUGCAACUCUGGGCUUGUUUCAUUCUUGAAAUGGUUGUUGCCUUCCAUCCUUCUGUAACGGAGAAGGGGAGGAGACACUGAUAUCACAUGAGUCAGAAAUAUGGGUAUACUUAGCCGUUUGUAAAGUCAUAUAAACUGGUUCUGCGUAGAUUUCUAAGGUCUUAACAAAACAAUUAGUGGAGUUAAAGCUAAACUCAAAUUGUUGGAAUAUGCUUUCAUGUAGCAUAGGAAGCUAACAAAGUGUAAAUGAUUAAAUAUUAUUAAAUCUUGAGUCGUCUAGUUAUCAAACCAAUUCUAAAUAUAGUAGAGUUAGUAUAGUUAUCGGGGCGUAAACCUCUGAGCUGUACCUGUAAUACCCGCUGCAGCUGACUUCUGAGAUGUCAGUGGACUCCUCCUCUUUUUCCUCCUUUUUUGUUGACUUUUUCACGUCCCCUCACCUUUAUGACCUGGAAAGUGGGUUUUCUUUAGUUGUAUAAAGCAUGCCAGUUUUUAACUUCUGUUACAUUUUGGUCACAGAUUUCAUUUUUUUUGCGUUUAGAGGUUGGCUUUUAUAUUCACACACAAUUUGCUGGCUUGUCGGUGAAAGAGGACACCCGGCUGAGAUUUGUUUCUUCUGUCAAAGCGAAGAGUUCUGCGUUUAGGAGUUAGUUCUCACAUACAAGUGAAAACCACUGAAUUAGACUGAUGGAAAUGUAAACAUUUUUAUAUUGGAAAAGUGAGAUUUGAUUUGCUUACAGUGAGCUUCUGAUUAUUGUGAAGGAGUUCACGGUGAGGAUUCAUGUCGGUCUUGGUUUAAAACUGUAUCUGAAAGUCAAACAAUGUCUUUUAAGUUCUGGGCAGCUUCAGCUAGCACAGUUCUUUUGAAUAAUGUAACAUAGGAAGGAUUCAUGUUUCUCCAAUAAGAACUUUGCCCUAAAAAGUCCCAUUUGGAGUCCAUCAGGCCGUUUUAGACUCUGGGACUCUGCUCAUGGAAGAAUCUAAUGAUGGAGUGAAUCCUCACAGCUUGUCCACACGCUCUUCAUUCAAUCAGAGGAAUGCAUUUAGAAUAUUUUAGGCUCUUUUCUUUGUCGAGGCACUUUACUCAUCGUUUUGUGUCCAACACUCCACAAUGGCAUCAGUAGCAUUCAUGACUGAAACCAAAUGGCGUGUGUUGUUACAAAUUAGUAGUUAUAACCUCCCAGUGUUUCUGUUGCAUGACCACCUGUCAGUUAAAGGGAAGAUGUGAAGUGUCUGCUGACGGGAAAAAUAGACUCAAAUUCAGACUAUCAAAGGAUGGAUCUUUCUCCAAAGGCCCGACUCCAGCGUCGGCUGUGAGCAGGAUUGUGUCGUCUUUCUAAUCCCACUGUUCACCCUGCAGCGCUGACCCCCAUUGAUUAGCUGGUUUAUAACGGAGGGGGCACUUGGUGUUUUUGUUUUCUUCCCCGGAGCCAGUCGCCGGCCUUCAUCCACAUUGUUUCAAAAGGCUGACUCAUGCCACAUGUCUCUGGAGCCAACACUAUUAUCAACAGUUUCUUGAUACUUAUUUGUUUAAAAAAAAUAAUAAAUGGCUAAUCUAUAUACUUAACAUUUAAUUGUUGGUAUGAUAUAUGUGGUUCACAUUGUAAAAUAAAUAAAACCAUUGAGUUGAAAUCG